Messenger RNA from Kwoniella botswanensis, 612 nucleotides. RefSeq lists its product as uncharacterized. NCBI's taxonomy places the organism in Eukaryota, Fungi, Basidiomycota, Tremellomycetes, Tremellales, Cryptococcaceae. Bases 1 to 612 code for a protein of 203 amino acids. Gene Ontology annotation, biological process: maturation of SSU-rRNA from tricistronic rRNA transcript (SSU-rRNA, 5.8S rRNA, LSU-rRNA). The transcript is spliced from 5 exons. The record is from RefSeq and is a predicted model, not a curated record. Gene Ontology annotation, cellular component: preribosome, small subunit precursor; 90S preribosome; nucleolus.
AUGCCAAGAGCCGGUAAAACGAAAUCUAGAUUACACACUUCAGCUGUCAGCUUACCUUCGAAAUUAAGGACAGCUGAAGUCGUACCAGCAGAUAUACCCUCUUUAGCAGAACCUCCCCACUCGAUAAUUCAAAAUGAUGAACCCUCAUCUUCACGUUCGCAACAGCAGAAAAAAGCAGAUUUCAUAGCUGCCGUUCAAUCAGCACCUCAUCCCUAUAUGAUCAAAUCGAAAUCCCACCUCCGACGAGAAAAACGAAAGGUCAAAUCACAGAAUUCAUCUACGAAUUUACAGUCUCUGGAGAAUGCGCUAGAAACAAUUUUACCCGACGUCGAUCGUUCGGAAGAGCAUGAUGGGGCAAACGGAAAAAUGGCUGUAAAGGGAGAAGGGGAGAAGAGGAAGGUGAAGAAGGAUAAAGAAGUGAAGAAGAUUGGGGAAGGGAAAGGAAGGACGUUGGGCGAGAAGAAGAGACGAGAUGUUAUCCAAGAGGCCUCGAAACGUAUACCUGCGGUGUUAUCUCAUCCAGCGUAUAAAUCCAAUCCAUGGGCGGCGAUACGUGAACAUGUUGGUAAUACCAUAGUAGCGAAGGAUAAUAACGGAUCGGUAAAAAAUUGA